CUCUGUUUUGACUUGAAAGCGAGUUCUUCGUUGCACGAAAUUCUGGCGCCUUUCUCACCCAAGCGUGUCUAGAUCUUUGCUCGACGGUCUCGCGAAUAGGUCCCUAGGGCGACACGCCGUCAAGCCAAACCCUAGGCCGAACAUCUUCCAGCUCGGAGAUACCCCUCAAUCAGCAGACAUAACGCUUUGCGUCCUGCCUCUACGCCUGCUUUAAGUACUCUAGCAUAUUUUUCAAGAUGGGUUAUACCGAAAACUGCUGCCAGCUUUGCGCCGUCUCCAUCAACGUCGCUCGAAUGCGUACCAAGAACGAACCCCCAUCAGAAGGCUGGGGUUAUUCUGGCGGAGCAUAUUAUUCUGGAGAUUCGGAACUGUCUCAAUGCACUGUGUUCCCAGAGCAGAGUGGUUGCGAACAUGUGAAGGACGGAGACGAGCUGUGGAGUCCCUGGGAGCAUUUCCCCGGACGGCACUGUACUUUUACCGGAGGGUAUAACGGAUGGAAGAUUGGGGCCGACGAGAUGAAGGUAAGUGUUAUGGGCUUCUCGAAUGGAAUGAACCUCCCCAGGUAUAUCGUUAGAAAGCCGCCAAAUGCAAAACCUGAAAAGGACGACGAAGACUAUGAGAGGGUCAGCGACUUCUUCGUCUCAUCGCAGACAACAAAUCCGCCGGAUGAUUUUGAGCCCGGAGAAUUGGCUUACGUCCGGUACGGAGUCCAUACUUUUGAACCGGUGAAUUAUGAAAGAACUGCAGGGGUCGUUUUCCAGGGAGGCGAAUGGUGGGGCAUCCCAGCCCAUGACGCGUGCUGGAAAAUCUUUGAGCGUAUUUCGAAAAUGAGAACAGGUGAGGUGGACCUUGAAGGCUUCGUGGCAUUGUGGGCUAGAGAAGCUUGCGGUGAAUGUGGAUUUCAGAACUUGAAACAAGAACAAGUUAUCUGGAAGUGUCGGCAGCAAUGGUGGGCCCACGAGCCAGGCACCGAGUAUCUUGCAGCGAAUCCUCAUGAUAUUCCUGGAUUAAUUCUCGCAUUGCAACAAAUACCACAUGAUCAACACCUUCCCGAAUGCGUCUUUCCACUCUGGGCCAUCGACGAACGACUCCCUUCGGCCGAUACUUUCUCUGUGCUUCCAACAGAGCUGAAGGAUAUGGUUCUCUCACAUCUCUCCUCCAAAGAUAUCGGUAAUCUCAGAUUAGCAUCUCGGACUUUCCGACAAUUGCCAAACCGUCUCUUCUUCCGCUUGGUUCAGGAUGAACUGCCAUGGUUCUGGGAGAUAGACGAGCUGAGAGCUGCGUGUGCUGAGUAUUGUGAACGGCUGUACAACAUGCAGAACCCGCUGCUAAGCCAACUUCUUAGUGUUCACGCCGUGAGGGAGAGAAAGCUCCUGGAGAGAGAUAUGAAUUGGCUCGAGGUAUACAAGAAACUUUGUUUGUUGAAGAAAGCGAUGCUGGGGGUGAGAAAUAGAGCGAGGAUUUGGACCGUUGUGGAGGAAGUAGUUGCGAGAAUUGCUCGCCUGAGAGAGAAAGGAUGGUCUCAGGUCGAGCCUACGAACGAAGAGCGAGAGAGCGGUCUCGUGAACAAUGGGCCUUAUUGUCCACGAUGCAACCCUGAACAGAUUGAAGGGAGGAGGUCAUGAUGCCGGAAAUGAUCCCGUGGAAGUGACUAGGCGCUUCUUUGACAAAAGAGAGGGGAACAGGCCAAGGAAAAUAAAAUAAUACUCGAAAAAGCAUUCAAGGUACAAAAGUUGCCUAUCUUAGUAUAUAUACGGGUUUGUCUCAAAAGACGAAGUGUCGGUGGUGA
Messenger RNA from Hyaloscypha bicolor E, 1789 nucleotides. RefSeq lists its product as uncharacterized. The transcript is spliced from 4 exons. Gene Ontology annotation, molecular function: protein binding. Lineage: Eukaryota; Fungi; Ascomycota; Leotiomycetes; Helotiales; Hyaloscyphaceae. Bases 237 to 1625 code for a protein of 462 amino acids. The record is from RefSeq and is a predicted model, not a curated record.